This is a messenger RNA of Anthostomella pinea, 1131 nucleotides long. Lineage: Eukaryota; Fungi; Ascomycota; Sordariomycetes; Xylariales; Xylariaceae. The record is from the annotation of a GenBank genome assembly.
AUGGCCAGCCAGAACCAAUACCCACUACUGUCCCACCAGCCCCUCCGGCUUUUAUUCCAACUGACCUACAUUGGAACUGUUGUCGCUCGCCUACCCUACUGGCUUAUUGUUGCUCUGGUUCGACCGUUCAGGCCCCAUCAAAGAUGGACCACGAAGCAGUCCUUCAUGACACGCGUCAUGUAUGCGAUGUUGGACAUGACGUCUCAUCUUGGCAUCACGGAAACGCUGUCUCUCAAGAAGAAAAACGAAGGCAACCGGUUCCAAAUCAUCGACCCAUCGCCCCUAGAUGUCUACGAGGGACCGCUGGCGUCAGUGGUCAAACCUCAGCCUGUAGGAGGGACGUGGUUCCCACACGCACCCGACCCCAACGUGGCUUCGCAAGUUGUUGGCCUUUACUUCCAUGGUGGCGCCUUUGUCAUGGGAGACGGCAGAACCGACUCAUGCGGGUUUUCAGCAAAUCUUUUGCUUGAUCAUGGGGGUGUCGACACCGUUCUCUCUCUCCAAUACCGGCUGUCCGGCUACUCUGGAAUCAAUCCAUUCCCGGCUGCACUACAGGACGCUGUCACAGCUUAUUUAUUUCUCGUCAAUCAAAUGAGGAUCCCUGGACAUCGUAUAGUGAUCUUGGGCGAUAGCGCAGGUGGCAAUCUCACGAUCGCCUUACUGCGGUAUAUCCAAGACUUCGGAGCCGGCCUCGGAGUCCCCAACCCCGGAUAUGCGGUUUUGUUCUCGCCAUGGGUGGCACCACUCCACUACGAUACUGCGAAUCACCGGAAUCGCGGCGCAGAUUACCUGCCGACGUCUUUCUUGCGCUGGGGAGCGCGGGCUUACUCGGCAAAUUUGACCGAUGCCUCGUCUCGCCCAUACAUCACGCCACUAGGCAAUCCGUUUACAACUCCUGUGCCGAUUUUCGUAAACACGGGCUCAGCAGAGUUGUUUCUUGACGCGGAUACUCAUUGGGUAGAAGAGAUGGCGGGGGUGGAUGGAAACGUGAUCGAGUCGCACCUUGAAGAUGCUGCGUGUCAUGAUACCUUUCUGGCCGCUAAGAUCAUUGGGUUUGAAGAAAGCGCUCGGGAUGUUGCUAUAGCGGUAGGAGGUUUUAUUCGCAAGCACCGCCUUACACACCCUCACUAG